CUGCUGCAGAACCUGAGACAAUGGCGAAGCUGCAGGGUGCCAAGUACCGGGGCUCCAUCCAUGACUUCCCAGACUUCGACCCCAACCAGGAUGCCGAGGCUCUGUACACCGCCAUGAAGGGCUUCGGCAGUGACAAGGAGGCCAUACUGGAGCUGAUCACGACCCGGAGCAACAGGCAGAGGCAGGAGGUUUGCCAGAGCUAUAAGUCACUCUACGGCAAGGACCUCAUCGCUGACUUGAAGUAUGAGCUGACGGGCAAGUUUGAGCGGCUGAUUGUGGGCCUGAUGAGGCCACUUGCCUACAGUGAUGCCAAAGAAAUUAAAGAUGCCAUCUCGGGCAUCGGCACCGACGAGAAGUGCCUCAUUGAGAUCCUGGCUUCCCGGACCAACGAGCAGAUGCACCAGCUGGUGGCAGCAUACAAAGAUGCUUAUGAGCGAGAUCUGGAGGCUGACAUCAUCGGCGACACCUCUGGCCACUUCCAGAAGAUGCUUGUGGUCCUGCUCCAGGGAACCAGGGAGGAGGACGAUGUUGUGAGCGAGGACUUGGUUCAGCAGGACGUCCAGGACCUAUAUGAGGCUGGGGAACUGAAAUGGGGGACAGAUGAAGCCCAGUUCAUCUACAUCCUGGGGAACCGCAGCAAGCAGCACCUCCGGCUGGUGUUUGAUGAGUAUCUGAAGACCACGGGGAAGCCAGUCGAAGCCAGCAUCCGAGGGGAGCUGUCUGGGGACUUUGAGAAGCUGAUGCUGGCCGUAGUAAAAUGUAUCCGGAGCACCUCGGAGUAUUUUGCUGAGAGACUCUUUAAGGCCAUGAAGGGCCUAGGGACCCGGGACAACACCCUGAUCCGCAUCAUGGUCUCCCGUAGCGAGCUGGACAUGCUGGACAUCCGGGAGAUCUUCCGGACCAAGUAUGAGAAGUCUCUGUACAGCAUGAUCAAGAACGACACCUCCGGCGAGUACAAGCAGGCUCUGCUGAAGCUGUGCGGGGGAGAUGACGAUGCUGCUGGCCAGUUCUUCCCGGAGGCAGCGCAGGUGGCCUAUCAGAUGUGGGAACUUAGUGCAGUGGCCCGAGUCGAGCUGAAGGGAACCGUUCGCCCAGCUGAGGACUUCAAUCCUGAUGCAGAUGCCAAAGCGCUGCGCAAAGCCAUGAAGGGACUUGGAACGGACGAGGAUACCAUCAUCGAUAUCAUCACACACCGCAGCAAUGCCCAGAGGCAGCAGAUCCGCCAGACCUUCAAGUCUCACUUUGGUCGGGACUUGAUGGCUGACCUGAAGUCUGAGAUCUCUGGAGACCUGGCGAGGCUGAUUCUGGGGCUCAUGAUGCCACCGGCCCAUUACGAUGCCAAGCAGCUGAAGAAGGCAAUGGAGGGAGCCGGCACAGAUGAAAAGACUCUCAUUGAAAUCCUGGCUACUCGGAACAAUGCCGAAAUCCGGGCCAUCAACGAAGCCUACAAGGAGGACUAUCACAAGUCCCUGGAGGAUGCCCUGAGCUCAGACACAUCUGGCCAUUUCAGAAGGAUCCUCAUUUCUCUGGCCACGGGGAACCGUGAGGAGGGCGGAGAAAACCGGGACCAGGCCCGGGAAGAUGCGCAGGUGGCUGCUGAGAUCUUGGAAAUAGCAGACACGCCCAGUGGAGACAAAACUUCCCUGGAAACACGUUUCAUGACCGUCCUGUGCACCCGCAGCUACCCGCAUCUCCGCAGAGUCUUCCAGGAGUUCAUCAAGAUGACCAACUACGACGUGGAGCACACCAUCAAGAAGGAGAUGUCUGGGGAUGUCAGGGACGCAUUUGUGGCCAUUGUUCAAAGUGUCAAGAACAAGUCUCUCUUCUUUGCCGACAAGCUUUACAAAUCCAUGAAGGGCGCUGGCACGGAUGAGAAGACCCUCACCAGGAUCAUGGUCUCCCGGAGUGAGAACGAUCUGCUCAACAUCCGGCGGGAGUUCAUUGAGAAGUAUGACAAGUCUCUCCACCAAGCCAUUGAGGGCGACACCUCCGGAGACUUCAAGAAGGCUCUGCUGGUUCUCUGUGGUGGCGAGGACUAGGGCCACCAACCUUGGCGGGCACCUCUGCUGAGAAACAGCUGCACCAGCCACCCCUCCGGGGCCAAGCCUGAUCGUUCCAGCUCCAGA
Messenger RNA from Carlito syrichta (Philippine tarsier), 2126 nucleotides. RefSeq names its product annexin A6 (gene ANXA6). NCBI's taxonomy places the organism in Eukaryota, Metazoa, Chordata, Mammalia, Primates, Tarsiidae. Gene Ontology annotation, cellular component: focal adhesion; cytoplasm. The transcript has 25 exons. Gene Ontology annotation, biological process: mitochondrial calcium ion homeostasis; neural crest cell migration; growth plate cartilage chondrocyte differentiation. Gene Ontology annotation, molecular function: chondroitin sulfate binding; calcium-dependent phospholipid binding; calcium ion binding. The coding region runs from base 21 to 2039 and encodes 672 amino acids. The record is from RefSeq and is a predicted model, not a curated record.